AUGGGGAAGUCAUUAGUAGUGGCGCUGGCUGUGGUGGUGGCAGCCAUGGCGGUGGUGAAGGCAGACGACGUCCCGAUCACGGACAAGGACCUGGAGUCGGAGGAGAGCAUGUGGAGCCUCUACCAGAGGUGGCGCCACGUGUACGGCGCCGCCUCGUCGUCGCCGCGGGACCUCGCCGACAAGGGGAGUAGGUUCGAGGUGUUCAAGAAGAACGCCAGGUACAUCCAUGACUUUAACAGGAAGAAAGGCAUGUCCUACAAACUCGGCCUCAACAAGUUCGCCGACUUGACGUUGGAGGAGUUCACCGCCAAGUACACCGGCGCCAAUCCCGGACCCAUCACCGGCCUCAAGAACGGCACCGGCUCGCCGCCGCUAGCGGCUGUUGCCGGCGACGCACCCCCGGCGUGGGACUGGAGAGAACAUGGCGCUGUCACUCGUGUCAAGGACCAAGGGCCAUGCGGUAGCUGCUGGGCGUUCUCCGUGGUAGAGGCUGUAGAGGGGAUCAACGCGAUCAUGACAGGGAACCUCCUGACGCUGUCGGAGCAGCAGGUUCUCGAUUGCUCCGGCGCCGGCGACUGCUCCGGCGGAUACACGUCCUAUGCAUUCGACUACGCCGUCAGCAACGGGAUAACUUUGGACCAGUGCUUCAGUCCCCCAACGACGGGGGAGAACUACUUCUACUACCCCGCCUACGAGGCCGUGCAGGAGCCCUGCAGAUUUGAUCCUAACAAGGCUCCAAUUGUGAAGAUCGACAGCUACUCCUUCGUGGAUCCCAACGACGAGGAAGCUCUCAAGCAGGCAGUGUACUCACAAGGGCCCGUAUCCGUCCUCAUCGAAGCUAGCUACGAAUUCAUGAUCUACCAAGGGGGUGUGUUUAGUGGGCCAUGCGGAACUGAGUUGAACCACGCGGUGUUGGUGGUGGGUUACGACGAGACGGAGGACGGCACACCCUACUGGAUAGUCAAGAACUCGUGGGGCGCAGGAUGGGGCGAGAGCGGCUACAUCCGCAUGAUCCGCAACAUCCCAGCUCCGGAGGGUAUAUGCGGCAUCGCCAUGUACCCGAUCUACCCUAUCAAGAGCUGCCCCUGCCCCAUCACCGCCGCUUCUGCUGCUGCUUAA
This is a messenger RNA of Oryza sativa Japonica Group (Japanese rice), 1119 nucleotides long. Its product is annotated as thiol protease SEN102. Gene Ontology annotation, molecular function: cysteine-type endopeptidase activity. NCBI's taxonomy places the organism in Eukaryota, Viridiplantae, Streptophyta, Magnoliopsida, Poales, Poaceae. Gene Ontology annotation, cellular component: lysosome. The record is from RefSeq and is a predicted model, not a curated record.